AUGUUAUUUGGAACGGUAGCCGCCUUUGCAACCUGCCAAGCAGAGCUAGUCUUGCUGAGUUGCUUGCUGCCAGCUGCAGCCAACACUUGGCAGCUGGCUUUGCAUCAGGCAACGCGGCGCUUGCCAUCUGCCAUGUCAGCAUCCCGCUGCGCAGCCGCAAUCCAAUCUGCAAAGAGCGUGCGCGAGGUGGACAUCACAAGACAGCAAAGGUCUUGCGCCCCCUGCGCUGCGUCACCUGAAGCAAUGGCCACCUUUGCAACCUGCCAAGCAGUGGGAGUCUUGCUGAAUUGCUUGCUGCCAGCUGGCGCCAACUCUUGGCAGCUGGCUUUGCAUCAGGCAACGCGGCACUUGCCAUCUGCCAUCGUAACCUCUUGCUGCGCAUCUUGCUGCGCAUCUGUCGUCCAAUCUGCAAAGGGUGUGCACGGAAUGGACAUCCAUGUCUGA
Molecule: messenger RNA, 444 nt
Organism: Effrenium voratum
Lineage: Eukaryota; Dinophyceae; Suessiales; Symbiodiniaceae
Source: the annotation of a GenBank genome assembly